This is a messenger RNA of Drechmeria coniospora, 1101 nucleotides long. RefSeq lists its product as uncharacterized. The record is from RefSeq and is a predicted model, not a curated record. The coding region runs from base 1 to 1101 and encodes 366 amino acids. The transcript has 2 exons. NCBI's taxonomy places the organism in Eukaryota, Fungi, Ascomycota, Sordariomycetes, Hypocreales, Ophiocordycipitaceae.
AUGCGUUUUACCAUCGCCCUCGCCCUGGGCGCCAGCCAGAUGGCCUCGGCACUCAGCAACCACACCACAUCCCCGACACCUACUGGUGAACCACGUCCGACACCUUCGCUGCCGACACGUGUUGGUCCAUUCAGGCUCUACGGCUGCGCCGUCUCUGCCGAUGGCUUCCCUGGCUUCCGCAAGGCCGCGAGCCGUGCUGAUAUGGAUCUUCAAAUCUGCGCCGCUACCUGCAAGACCUUUUACUUUGGCGUCUUCGACACCGACUGCUACUGCGGCGAUUCCAUCAGCCGUGACAACAUCUCGACGAAGCCCGAGAUGGCCCAGUGCAACAUCCGGUGCCCGGGCAUGUUCUCGGAAGCCUGCGGCGGCCGACCUCAUCUUCUCCAGCGCCGUGAGGUUGACCCCAGGAAUGCUGCCCUCUCCCUCUACGAGCGUGUGGAUGUCGAGCCACCCACCACGAUCCACACGACCCACACGAGCACCGGCGUCAUGACCGCCUGCCCGCCCGGCAAGACGGAUUGCCCUCCCCGCCACCACGGUGAUAUCACCAUCAACAUCCACAACACCAUCAUCUGCAUCGGUGACUUCUGCGCUGCCGAGAUCAACUGCCCCACUUGCAAGCGUCAGCGCGUCAUCUGCAAGGACGACGAUGACUGCCACACGGAGGAGUGCGAAGACGACGACAACCACUGGAGCCUCGUCAAGUGCACCGACGACCACUGCCGGUACCCCAAGUGCAAGGGUGACGAGUGCAAGCGCAAGAUUGUCUGCAAGGACGGAAAGUGCAAGAAGGACACAUGCCACGAGGACGAGUGCGAGAAGAAGUUUGUCUGCAAGGACGACGACUGCAAGCACGAGAAGUGCCACGGCGACGAGUGCUACAAGAAGUGGGUUUGCAAGAACGACGACUGCAAGGUCAAGCCCGUCUGCGACGACGAGUGCGUCGCCCCUCCUGCCAAGAAGAAGGCCGAGGUCAAGCCCGUUGCUCCCAAGGUCACGCAGGCCUACGACCACGACGUCGUCGUCGUUGCCGGAUCCGGCAAGGUCGCCGUCAUUUACAACAUCCUGGCGGCUGCUGUUGGCCUCGCUCUCAUGCUCUAA